Messenger RNA from Oryzias melastigma (Indian medaka), 306 nucleotides. Its product is annotated as natural resistance-associated macrophage protein 2-like. Gene Ontology annotation, molecular function: manganese ion transmembrane transporter activity; iron ion transmembrane transporter activity; cadmium ion transmembrane transporter activity. Gene Ontology annotation, cellular component: plasma membrane. The record is from RefSeq and is a predicted model, not a curated record. Lineage: Eukaryota; Metazoa; Chordata; Actinopteri; Beloniformes; Adrianichthyidae. The annotation marks the transcript as partial. The transcript is spliced from 3 exons. Gene Ontology annotation, biological process: metal ion transport.
GACAACAACACCCUGGAGGUGGACAUCUACAAAGGGGGGGUGGUUCUGGGUUGCUUCUUCGGCCCGGCAGCGCUCUACAUCUGGGCUGUGGGGAUCCUUGCAGCGGGUCAGAGCUCCACCAUGACCGGGACGUACUCGGGUCAGUUCGUCAUGGAGGGCUUUCUGAACCUGCGCUGGUCCCGUUUUGCCCGGGUCUUGCUGACCCGAUCCAUCGCCAUCAUUCCCACCCUGCUGGUGGCCAUCUUCCAGGACGUGCACCACCUGACCGGCAUGAACGACUUCCUGAACGUGCUGCAGAGCAUGCAG